Molecule: messenger RNA, 624 nt
Organism: Alternaria arbusti
Lineage: Eukaryota; Fungi; Ascomycota; Dothideomycetes; Pleosporales; Pleosporaceae
Exons: 2
Coding region: 1-624 (207 amino acids)
Biological process (GO): mitotic cell cycle
Cellular component (GO): mitotic spindle; DASH complex
Source: RefSeq, a predicted model, not a curated record
AUGGACCCGCCGAACCUGGGCGCGCUUGACCUCUCCGACUCGGACACGGACGCGUUGUUUGACACGCCUGCGGCACGCAAGACCAAGAAGCAGACAAAAGAUGCGGACAAUGAUGCAGCAAAGACACGGUCAAAGGAGUCGCAUUACACGACAGAAGAGGCGCGCGAAGCAGCAUUGCGCAGGGAGUUGGAGAGCAUACGAAACGUCAACAAGGUCAUCGAGGGCGUGGUAGAAAGCCUGCAGAAGGCCAAGGACAACAUGGCUCGUCUAAUCUUGAACCCGCAAUGGCAGGGUGCGUCGCAAGAUUUGGUUGACAUCGAGGAGGAAGAGGUACACCGCCAGCAGGCUGCACAACGUCGGGCGGCAGACGAGCAGGCGCGGAGAGAAGCUGCGGCUAGGAAGAUAGAAGAGGAUCGCAGAAAGGCUGAGGCGGCUCCCAGGGCAGGUACUCGAGGCAGAGGCAGGGGCGUCCGGCCACGCGGUGCUUCGACAUCGUCCACAGGGAACUAUACCGGCGUAGGCGGACAGACCGGACGUGGUAUCAGUCGCAGCGACUCACGAGGUCGAGCAGGCAGCGGCAUUGGACGAGGGCUUCCGCGGGGACGAGGUAGAGGCUUGGGUUGA